Cheilinus undulatus (humphead wrasse) is the source of this 4240-nucleotide messenger RNA. RefSeq names its product SH3 domain-binding protein 4-A-like. NCBI's taxonomy places the organism in Eukaryota, Metazoa, Chordata, Actinopteri, Labriformes, Labridae. Gene Ontology annotation, molecular function: protein binding. The transcript is spliced from 6 exons. Gene Ontology annotation, cellular component: cytoplasm. The record is from RefSeq and is a predicted model, not a curated record. Bases 232 to 3117 code for a protein of 961 amino acids.
UUCAGCUCGCUCUUCUUCAGUUUGUGUUUGUCUCCUUCUCGCUCCGAAUACUUCUGAAACACCGUGAUGAUGGUCGCCAUCGAGGUCUCCAGCAUUUUGUCUCCAGGGAGACGGCGUCCUCAAACGGCCGAGCCGUCCUCUGAGUCCGGCCCCGGGGACCCUGAGCUGAGCCGUCGCCUUGGUAACAGAUGAGAAGCUGCCAAUGAGAGGAUGCCACAGUGAGACCUGGCCAUGGCUGCCCAUCGAAUCAUCCGAGUGACGAACAACAACCUCAUCCUGCCUCGCUGUAAAUCUGAGGGGACGCUCAUAGAUCUCAGCGAAGGGGUCACUGGAGCCAGUCUCAGUGAUGUUAAAGUGCCUUCUCCCAGUGCCUUACGGCUGGACACGUCAGCCUCCUAUGGAGCUGCACAGGAAGUGGUUGCCAUCAAGGAUUAUUGCCCAAGCAGCUUCACGACGCUGAAGUUCUCCAAAGGAGACCACCUCUAUGUGCUGGACACGUCAGGAGGAGAGUGGUGGUACGCCCACAACAACACAGAGAUGGGCUACAUCCCAGCCGCCUACGUCCAGCCGGUCAACUUCAGGAACUCCUGUCUCAGUGACAGUGGGAUGAUUGACAGUCUAGGGGAAGGGUACGAGGAUGGGUCGAGGGAAUUUGGAGGUUUAGGGGAGUGGACGGGGUUGACACCAAAGCCAUCCCUGAAUUACAUCAACAGUCCCGCCUCUGUGAACCCCUUUGUCCACUCGGUAGAUCAAAACUGUAAAGACAUUGGUGUCAGGAACUCUGAUCUUAUUCUCUUUGAUGCUUUAGCAUCUCCAUCAUCAUGCUCCAACUUUAACACCAACACAAUCAUGACCAACGGGUUCAGUAGCUGCCACAUCAACAGUACCACCCCCGCCAGCCCAAACCAAGAGAUUCAACCAAACCUCCACAGAGAUAACCCAUUUUUCAGGAGUAAACGCUCCCACAGUCUCUCAGAGCUCUCCGUCCUCCAAGCGCAGUCGAAUCCAACCUUACCCUCUUCUGGAUUCUUCACAGGCCUUAAGGCUCCCUUACCGGAGCAGUUUCAGAGCAGAGAGGACUUCAGGACUGCAUGGUUGAACCACAGAAAGCUGGCAAGGUCCUGCCAUGAUCUCGACUCCCUUGGCCAGAGUCUUGGUUGGGGCCAGACUCAACCGGUGGAGACGAAUAUCGUGUGCAGGUUGGACAGUAACGGAGGAGUUGUUCAGAUUCCAGACACCCACAUCAGCGCCCACAUCCCUGAAGGCCACGUCAGCAAUGGAGACUACCAGCAAAUCUCGAUGAAGGCUUUACUGGACCCUCCAUUGGAGCUCAACACAGACCAGUGCUCCACUGUGAGUCCUGUGGUGGAGAUAAAGCUCAGCAACAUGGAGAUUAAGUCUUUUAUCACGCUGGAGAUGAAGGUGUCGGUAAAUAUCAAGACGGAGAGCUGCCAUACUGCAGAGAUACUUUGUGUCCGAAGUGACUGCAAAGAAGGGCCAUACACGCCUAUUCCUAAUGCGUACAUCUAUAAGGAUACAGUCCAGGUGCAACUGGAUAGUCUGGAACCUUGUAUGUACGUGGCGGUUGUGGUUCAGUCCCAGUACACCAGCCACCAUACGACUGUCUGGGAUCAUGUUCAAAGGAAAGUAACCUUAGGAGUCUACGGACCGAAGCACAUCCACCCUUCCUUUAAGACAGUUGUAGCCAUGUUUGGGCAUGACUGCGCCCCAAAGACCUUGUUGGUAAACGAGGUUGGCAAACAGGCGAGCACUACUCCACCCGUAGCACUCCAGCUUUGGGGGAAGCACCAGUUUGUGUUGGGAUACCCUCAGGAUCUCCAAGUGGGAUUGUACUCCAACAUGUCCAACUACCAGGUAAAAUCCUCCGAGGGUGCCGUGAUUCAGGGAUUCCAGCUCAAACUGGGGAAGGUUAGCCGGCUCCUGUACAUGAUCACAUCUCACAACCCCAACAGCAUCUCAGACUUCACUCUCAGGGUCCAAAUCAAGGACGCCCUGGACUGUAUCCUCACUCAGUUCUGCGUCCAGACUCCGCCGCCCCCACCAAAGACCGGAGCAAGGAUUACAGGUCAGAGGAGGUUUUUAAAAAAGAAAGAGGUGGAUAAGAUUGUUCUGUCGCCACUUGCCGUCACUUCUAAAUACCCAAAGUUUCAGGACCGGUGCAUCACCAACCUUAAAUUUGGCAAAUUAAUCAAAACGGUGAUCAGGCAGCACAAGAGCACGUACCUGUUGGAAUACAAAAAAGGGGAUGUUAUUGCUUUACUCAGCGAGGAGAAAAUCAAACUACGAGGGCAGCUGCGGACCAAAGAGUGGUACAUUGGAUACUAUCAGGGCAAGAUGGGUCUUGUCCAUGCCAAGAACGUUUUGGUUCUGGGUAAAGUCAAGCCCAUUUAUUGGUGUGGGCCGGACUUAACGACCACCAUGUUACUGGAACAGAUCCUGAAGCCUUGUAAGUUUCUAACAUACAUUUACGCAACAGUGAGGACGGUUUUGAUGGAGAACGUGGGCAACUGGAGGGCGUUUGCAGAUGCCCUGGGGUAUGGGAAUUUACCACUGAAUUAUUUUUGUCGGACCGAGCUGGACAAUGAGCCGGAGAAGGUGGCAUCGGUUCUGGAGAAACUCAAGGAGGAGUGUACGAACAUGGAGAAUAAGGAGAGGAAGUCCUUCCAGAGGGAACUCAUGAUGGCGUUGCUGAAGAUGGAUUGCCAGGGUCUGGUUGCCAGGUUGGUCCUGGAUUUCGUCUUGUUGACGACAGCGGUGGAGGUGGCGUCUCGGUGGAGGGAGCUGGCUGAGAAACUCGCUCGAGUGUCCAGGCAGCAGAUGGAGGCUUAUGAGGCUCCGCAUCGUGACAAGAACGGUCUGCUGGACAACGAGUCCAUGUGGAAGCCAGCCUACGACUUCCUCCUGACGUGGGCGGCCCACGUUGGCGACAGCUACCGGGACGUGAUUCAGGAGCUCCAUCUCGGCCUGGACAAGAUGAGGAACCCCAUCACCAAGAGGUGGAAGCACCUGACCGGUACGCUAAUCCUCGUCAACUGCCUGGAUAUACUCAGAAGUUCUGCCUUCUGUCCCACAGGAUACGGAGACUUUGCUGUUUGAUGAUUUUACAUGUAACUGGAGGAUGUUUCUAAAGAUUUGAAGGGACUUUUUUGACAGAUCAUAAAGGAUUUAUUGGAUCUUUGUUUCUAUGUCUCUGGAGUUUGUUGACACUGGAAUAUUCUUCAUCUCAGUCAUGGAUGGCGUUGGCGUAAUGGGACACUUUGGAUAUUAGGAAAAAUUGAAAAUUUUUGACUGGCUGGUCCUGAAUAUCUGGUUCACUUUCCUCAACCUUGGCUGUUCAGGUUGAAUUCAUACGUCCUGGUUUUUGUUUAGAGUCUUCAAUCAAUUUUGCGCCAUCGCUGAAAUAGGACAAUUUUUAGCUUUUUGGAACUGAAGACUGCCUCUCUCUGUUUGUCUUUCUUUUUCCUGUUCUUCUCUUUUCUACCUCACCUUUUCUUUGUCUAUCUUUUGUGACCCUUUAGUGUUUAUGUUGAAUGCUGUUUUCGCUGUUUCUGAUUAAUUCCCCAAACUUGUUUCAGCUAUUUUGUUCCAGUUGCAGCAUUUCCCUCAGGACAACAUCAGAGACCUCAAACAGUGCAGUACAACCUCAUAUACUGUGAACCUAAACCACUUUUAUUUACAACUAAACAUGCUCCGACUUUGGCCUAUGUUUGCUAGUUAAAGUUUACUUUUCCCUCCAUUACUAACCGCUGAUUUUUGCCACCUCUACCUGGAAUCUUUUAAAGGAAAAGGCAAAGCAGACUUGUUUGAAAAAUCUGCAAUAAAACUGUAGUUUCAUACUCAGAAGUGAAGAGCGUUUUGUCAGUGAUUAGCUUGCCAAAAACUGUUAGCCUGAAGCUAACUUUUCAUGUGACUUAGUGAAGUCCAUGCAGUAAAGUUACAGUGUUUGUAGACGAUAUAGUUCUAUUUUUUAUACUUUGAAUGAAGACACAGAUAAAUUAUUACCAGUGUUUUUCCUCUUUACUUUUGUUUGGUUUGGGGUUUCUUUUCCUAUGUCAUUUUCAUCUUUUUUCAGUGGAUAGAAAAUGAAAAACUUGAAAAUUCUGUGCAGAAAGUGCACAAUAUCCUGCUAGAUAGCAUUCAAAAAUACAGAAAAAUGUGCAAAAGCAUCACAUUUUCCUCCAAUAUUGUGAUCUCAAAGGUACAGCUUGACUUUAACUCU